Pyricularia pennisetigena is the source of this 3048-nucleotide messenger RNA. RefSeq lists its product as uncharacterized. The coding region runs from base 1 to 3048 and encodes 1015 amino acids. The transcript has a single exon. The record is from RefSeq and is a predicted model, not a curated record. NCBI's taxonomy places the organism in Eukaryota, Fungi, Ascomycota, Sordariomycetes, Magnaporthales, Pyriculariaceae.
AUGUUGCCGUCCGCAGACCAGCCCUUUUGGUGCAUGUGCUCGCACCAUGCUUGCUACCACGAGGAUGUUCAAGUUGCGCAAACACCACCGGUGCAGACGCCCAUCGUCGCCGCACAUCCUUUGGAUCACGACUCGUUUGGCGGCCAGGAAAACGAGAGGCCGAGGGUAAACAGGGAACCCCUCACUCCAGUCCAAGACAUGGCUGCCUUCCAAACACCGGGUAGCUUAGGACAGGCUCUGGACUGGCCCGGUCUCAGCCUCGCCGGUUCUUCUUUCAAACCGGAUCUUGCGGUCGUGACUGCGCCGCCGCGGCCACCUUCACCCCAUGCCCAUCAGGUUGCCCAACCCUCUGGUCAUGGUCGAGAUGCCUCUCUCCCUGAUACGUUACCCUGGACCAACCUUCCCGCUCCAAAUCAUGACGGACUUGGUCUUCCACCUAUACCUUCACAAUGUCUAUUCAAUACUCAAUCUUUCUCAACGGCAUCGAGCCAGACCGGGUACUUGAGACCCUUUGGUGGUAAAGGUCUCCACACCCUUGACACUAAAGCUACCGCAACACCGAACGAUAAUUGCGCUCCUCAAGCCGUUCAUGGGCCUCCCGGCACCGACCCGGAUGCCACUGUACCCAAUACGCAAACCUCUUCGCCCUUGGAGCCAAUCCCCAUGCCCUCAGCGCCAACUCCUAGAGCAGCCUCGACUCAGGAUACCAACAUUGCACCAUCAACAAUUCAACCCCAAUGUUCUAACGACGAGGCCUUUCGGACCUUGAAAGACACCGUCCAAGACCAUGGUCAUCGUUUGGAUAAGCUGGAGAAUCAGUCAUUCUCUGUUGCUGGCCAUGACGAUUGCCACGAGAAAUAUGACCAAACCGACCUUAAAGUAACCGAACUUGAGUCUCGCGUCGAGGAAGUCGAAAAAAGACUAAAUGACGACAACAGCACUGUUGUCAGCAGUAUCCGCGGGUCUGCGAUCAGUACCAAUGUCUCCACCGCUAGUCAAGCGUUCUCCCAGUCCGAGGUUUACAGCAAACUCCAGCAGCUACAGGCACAGGUUAACAGGCUACAGGCCUCCUCGCUACCCACAUACAGCUCACCAUGGGAUGUCGAGGUUGUGGUGAUUCCUUUUCCGCUCAAGGGCGUUUGGAUGCCAGGACAUGAAUUCUCGAGUCAGAGGUCAGCAAAUAUCACGGACACUGCUCCCUGGGAUACUCUGGUGGACGAGUGGACGCAGCUGCCAAAUACCCACAGCAGAAAAACGCCAGAUCCUCAGUCAUCCUUGGUUGCCAAUUGGCUCGAUCAAUCAGCAUCUUCAGCUUGGCUGCUGCCUAGAGCCUGCGCUCCAGGCCGCAUGAUCGACGAGCGCCUGCGGAGUCGUGGUCUCAUCAAGACCGUAUCUGUCAAGGGCUCCGAUGCUAGAAGUGUUCAGCUCGCAAUUACCGCCGCAUUUCACGGGGUCUUCAAAGCCAUGCAAGUGGAAACCGCCAGUCGUCGAUCGUCCCCAGUAACCAGCGCUAUGUUCGAUAAGUUCCUGGGACUCAGCCUGCCAUGGGUACCACUUCGCAAAAUACACAAGGACUCUCGGCUACGGUUCCUAUCACCAGCUGAAAUGUUGACACCAACACUGUGGGACGUGGCUUUCCUUAUGUCCAGUGUCGUUAUGAAAGCCACUGGCCUGCAUCGCCUCUACAUCACCCAACCAGAAGCAUAUGUGCAAGAUAAGAUCUCCAGAGACAGCGGGUCUGGUUGGACUUGGCAAAGACUUCGUGAGCUUGCACCAGCGUUACCAGACUCUCAAAGCUCUUCGGCCAGCACGAUAGAUGCCGAGGAGGACGAGCAGUGUUGGAAAUGGAAUGAUCGCCUAGAUCAACUUCCGGCUAUCGAGCCUUCUCGCGAGCAGGUGGCUGCAGCAAGCAGGUCUCGAUCCACGGCAGCGUCGUCAUCACAGGUUUUCUACACUGCACAAUCGCCGGCAACUACUCGGGCCAAGAGUCCAGUAAUGCUAAGGGAACGAAGAGGCUCAGGACCCCCACACCUAAGAACUGCUUCGAUGCCCCAAGCUGGGCCAGUGCUCUCUUCUCCCGCUGGACAGCCUGCGGUGGCCAGAGUCGCAUCAUACACCGCUAUUGCCUCCAAGUCCAGCCCCUAUGAGCGGCGGCCUUCGCCCCUGAUAGCUCGCCCUAGCCCGCGCCUACCGGUGAUGCGGCAUGUAGCUUCAGAGGCUGCGAUGGUGUCAGCCGUCGGUGCCGCGAAGAGACGAUCUGGAGGCGGCCGCGGCAACAGUCGAUCCCCUAGUAUACGGCCACGAAAUACGCCACGAUGGAGCACCAACAGCAUACGUAGUCGUAGCACUAGUGUAGCAUUACGAGAUGUUUCGGCCGCACCUGAAGACUACAGGAUGCGUGGCACUACACCAUUCUGCUACGCGACCCCUUACAGCACUGCACCAGUUGAUACGAUCAGGGGUCCUGUAGAAGGCCCCUCGUCCACAGGCAACAGUGGGCGGAGAAUCAGCAAUUCAGGCGAGAAUACGGACUACGAAGAAUAUGGGAGUGGCUCAGAUGUGUACGACCAAGAGAUGACAAACCAGGGGCUGGAUGAGGACUUUGACGACGAUGGCGACGACGAUGAUGAUGCAGACCCUGAUUUCAACGUCUACCAAGAUUACACAGACGAAAUGGACGAUGAUUCCGACCCUGGCGAUGACAGCAGGGAUUUGGCACGCUCGAAACACUCUACUGCCGAAUCGCAAGAGCAACUGAAUGCGCAAGUACUCCCCGAAGACGAGGUGUGGCCUGGGAUAGAAGACAACAUGUCGGAUGGCGAAAACAUCGAUCCGGAGUCUCAGGAUAUUGACAUAGAAGAUGCUGCAAGCGAUAUAAGCAGUCAACCAUCAGAAUACCCAAGCACCCAUCGCGCUUGGCAAGAACAAGGGGCAGUAGGGAGGCAGGGUCUGGAUGGAAACGAUGUCACAGGGUUCAGGAUUCAUGAAGACGAGGAUGACAAUGAGAACGACGCGAUGCGUGGAGCAGGAUUUGCAACACGCUGGUGA